AUGUCCAUCUCCAGUGACGAUGACACUGCGGUGGGGGCUCGGGUUCCCGGCUUCUACGACAAUCAGACAGUGUCUCAAGAAGGGACAGUUGACUCGUUCAUUAUUCGAAAUAUCCACACGAAACGCGAGCGCGCGCGCCGGGGCGAAGACCCGGACGGCUCAGACCGAGGAUUUUUCCAGGCGUUUGUGGCGAGCUUCAAGCAGUGCUGUGCCCCGAGCGGUCGGAAGGGGGUGAACGGGAAGGGUCAGGGUGAUAUCCGCAAGAAAGGCGCUAAUGACGUGCAGUCGGGAGAGCCCCCGAAGAAUCUCCUGUACGGAGGCAAACGGGCUGCGACGUACACUGAGGGGUCCAGCUCGAGCUCGAGCGCAUCGCAGGGAGAGACAGAGGGUGGAACUGUCCCCAAGAGCGGCGCGCGAUUGGCGUCCGUAGCCGUGUCCUGGCGAAUCAAUGACACCACCGGCGCCAGCCGCACAGUCGUCCUGACAUCGGCGCAGGCUGCCUGGGCCACACUUGUCUGGUGCGUGCGCCUGGAAAAUAGCGAAAGGAUGUCCGGGAGAAUGCUCGCGGAAAUUCUUCUCGGAGCCGAGCAACAAAGGCGAGAAGUCGACCUAAACUUGUGUCUCAAGAACACCCCUCAGUUCCAGUCUGUGGAGCUCCUACGAAAGGUUGAGGGACGAGUCAUGGAAGACCUCCUAGGCGACUUCUCUGGGACGCUGAACGAUGUCACGCGCGCCGCCAACGGAGAAGGCGGCGACGCCAGCUCUGCUGGCGUGUACAUGAUCGUUUCCAAAAUUCGAGUUCUCGGACUGUACGCAAGAAAACAAGGGGAAUUCCUCGACCUCUCAGUCUUUGACCCCUCUCCCAGUGAGCAGGACUUCUUCCCGCCUUCCUUCGUCGGCUUCCGCAGACUGGACGACCUGCUGGAGUUUACCGUCGAAACGUUCAACCGAGAUCCCCGAGUCAAGCGCGCGCCUCAGGCCAAAAUCACCGCUUUUCUCUUCAGGAGUAAACUCACAUAUGGACCUUCCGUCCACCAGAAGGACUACGGCACUAGGCGACCUGUUGGCAAGGACGAUUGGAUAAAGAAAGAGGGUCUCGCGCAGAGAGACCCGCAAUUCGAGGCCAAGGUUAUGUACACAAACAUGUACCGCGCUACGGAGCAAUCUCCGGCGGACGAGAACAUCUUUGCCAUGGAACCUGGAACUGGCAUGCAGAUUCGCGACAACCGUGAGGCAAAUGCCAGGAAAAACUUCAAGACCCGUGAUGAGCUGGAUUCCGAGGACAGCUUUUCGCGAGGAAGGCGAUAA
Messenger RNA from Neospora caninum, 1308 nucleotides. RefSeq lists its product as hypothetical. The transcript is spliced from 9 exons. The record is from RefSeq and is a predicted model, not a curated record. Bases 1 to 1308 code for a protein of 435 amino acids. NCBI's taxonomy places the organism in Eukaryota, Apicomplexa, Conoidasida, Eucoccidiorida, Sarcocystidae.